AUUCUCCUUCUCUUAUUUUGUCUCUUAUUUGGCUAUCCUUUCCACGUUCUGACCAUUUAAACACGGGUUUUGUCUCUAUUCCCUGUUUCGAUGAGUGCACGUCAGUACUGGAAAGCUGUGUUAACCUUGGGGAGCAACCGACAUCAUGAUUAGCAUCACGGUAGCCCAUAGAUCGAUAUUGGAUGUUUGAAGGGAGAGUAGUGAAAAGGUGCAUUGCCAGACCAACUAACCGUGCCUGCAUGUGGGCCCCAUACCAUACAUAGCUUGUGAAGUCUGUAGCCUUUUCUGGUUCAUGUCAUUGACUUUAUCAAUGUCAUUUUAGUAAAUUUAUUAACAAUGAAUGGCAAAAUAGAAAGGGAAGGAGUAUAUGAAUCCCACUUUCACAUUACCCCUGGGUAUACACACCAUAUACUCAGAUCAAAGAAACAAGAAAAAAUGUCUGUUGUCACUGAGGAAAUCAAAGGCAAAACAGAAGAAGUGUACCAUGGAGAUGAGAUAUGCCAAGAGAAAUCAAAAGAAUUACUCAAAGAAAUAGGGCUUCCAAAUGGGCUUUUGCCAUUGAAAGACAUUGAAGAAUGCGGGAUUAUAAGGGAAACAGGUUUUGUUUGGUUGAAGCAGAAAAAAAGCACAACCCACAAGUUUGAGAAGAUUGGGAAGCUUGUUUCUUAUGCUACUGAAGUCACAGCCACUGUAGAGAAGAACAAAAUCAAGAAACUCACUGGAGUUAAGACCAAAGAGCUUUUGCUUUGGGUUUCACUGAGUGAUAUCUAUGUUGAUGAUCCACCCACUGGAAAAAUCACCUUUCAAACACCAGCAGGCCUAUUUAGGACUUUUCCAGUUUCAGCUUUUCAGGUUGAAGAGCCAGUAAAGGCAGCGAGUGAGAAGAAAGAACAAGUGGUGGGAACUGUUGAAGUCAAGGAGAUCUAGACAGUAAAUCUAUUCUAGCUAUGCAGUUCUUCUGAUUUUAAGUUCUAAAACCCUUUGUUUUGUGGUUUCUUUGUCUUUUACUUUUUACAUAAUGGUACCAAGGUGAAAUGAAAAAUUUAAUUGUUA
Molecule: messenger RNA, 1053 nt
Organism: Cucumis melo (muskmelon)
Lineage: Eukaryota; Viridiplantae; Streptophyta; Magnoliopsida; Cucurbitales; Cucurbitaceae
Exons: 2
Coding region: 337-927 (196 amino acids)
Source: RefSeq, a predicted model, not a curated record